This is a messenger RNA of Helicoverpa armigera (cotton bollworm), 15954 nucleotides long. RefSeq names its product hydrocephalus-inducing protein homolog. Bases 303 to 15272 code for a protein of 4989 amino acids. The transcript is spliced from 81 exons. Gene Ontology annotation, biological process: axonemal central apparatus assembly; cilium movement. NCBI's taxonomy places the organism in Eukaryota, Metazoa, Arthropoda, Insecta, Lepidoptera, Noctuidae. The record is from RefSeq and is a predicted model, not a curated record. Gene Ontology annotation, cellular component: axoneme.
UUUGUUUACAGGUACCUACUAUCAUUCCGAAGAAUUAUUACAUGAAUUAUAUGAGAACCUAAAGGAUUCUAUUAGUAGAUUUAUAUGAUUAAGAUGGGUCAAGUUUUAAAAGAUUUUGCUCUUACUCUAAACUUAAGGAAACAAUGAUGUCCAUUGAAAAUAUAGAUCUAUACAGAAAAUAUUAACACGUUUGUAUGAGGCCUAUUUGUUUUCUAGUUCGAACUUAUUUCAAACCACUGCAAAGUCACCGUUUCUAUGUAAACAACUUUGUGUCAUUUCAUGAGUGAAGUGAAUACUGCGGUAUGGAAAUAUUGCAAAAGUUUAAACAAAAUGGAUAUUUUACAGCGGAAUUGUACCACUUACUUUCUAAAAAGAAGUUGUGUCCUGAUUCCACGGAGAUUACUCCAUCGGAUUAUGAGAAAGAAAUGAAAAUGUCUACGCAGCAGCGGCUGCAGACUUUAAAUAAUAUUGAAAUGGACAACAUCAUAAGCAUUGCUGGCAAGCAUCCUAACAAGACUGUGUUAUUGUUUUCGCCAAAACUCCUCGUGUUCCAAAACUUUAAGCCUAAUGACAAAAUAGUCGCAAAAUUUUCGGUUAAAAAUAUAAGCCAGGGUCCUACUUGCCUCAACAUGGUAUUUAAAGAGUCGUCGUACUUCUUCAUCAAGCCGUACGGAGGGCAGUUGCUGUCCAGGUUGGCUCCUGGCAUAAGCGUAACGUUUGCGAUUACCUUCUUGCCUGUACAAUACGAGGACUACACUCACAGAGUGACUUUUUAUACAGAUCAUGAUCAAUAUGUUUUGCCUCUAAUUGCAAUGGGUCCACGACCUAUUUUCGAUUUUCCUGAUAGAGUAGUGAUACCAAAGAUUCCACUGAAAGUAGAAAAUAAAGUUUUGCUGACGAUCCACAACAUUGGCAUGGUGCCUGCUGGAUUUACACUCACUUGUAAAUGUCCAUUUUCAGUGCAGCCAAAAUCAGCGUACUUGAGUAAAGAUCAGAAGAUCGAUAUCAACGUCGCAUUUAAAACAAUGCAUUUAGGGGACACAAAUGGAAUGCUGAGUGCUAUUUUUGAAACUGGGGAGAACUUCAGUAUAAUGCUAUCGGGGAGCACUCACACCGUCAGCGUGGAAUUCGAAAAGCAAGUGGUGCGGUUCUUUGACACCUACAACACAAUGAUGCGCCAACAGUCUUUCAAGAUCAUCAACAAAUCUGAUCAUUUGCUCACUUACAUGUUUAUGAAGAACGACAACGUUUAUUAUGAUUUCGAAGAGAAAGUAAAAUUAGCAACAAUAUUUUACAACAUGAAGGAAAGUGAGUCAGCAAAGUACAUGAAGUUGGUACAAUACGACGUGCUGAGCAGUGACGAGCACGAAAGAGUCUACACUAGGAUAUUUUAUGACGAGAUCCAAUCACUUGUGGCUGACGAGACCUUACGUUAUCAAAAUACUCACUUCUCUAUAGAACCAAUCAAAGGAAAGCUAUGGCCCAACAAAGCAACAGAGCUUACAAUAACGUUCUGCCCCAAAGAGAUCGGGGAGUUUCACACCACAGCUUACAUCGACAUCGAUGGUUACGUCAACCGGGUACCCUUGGAUCUGGUGGGCAUCUCCCUGCCUCCCUCUAUCAACCUGAACAUUGAGACGCUCGAUAUGGACUGCGUGUAUAUCAACAAGCCUUAUAAUUACGAGAUCGUUGCCAUUAACAAAGGACACAUAAACGGAGUAAUAGUAUACAAAGAUAUUCCUACACUAUUUGGCAGCAUAAUAUCUUGUACUCCGGAGCUACACUGCUUGAAACCCGGGGAUAAAGAAAUAUUUGUAAUUUCUUUUUGCAAUUCCAAUCAGGGACCCUUUUUUGAAGAAGUUAAUUUUAGCAUUCGAGAUACAGAUGUGGUCUUAAAGCUCUAUUUGAAAGGCGAAGUAAUAUAUCCAUCACUUACUUUCAGUAUUCCGUGUUUAGAUUUUGGUAUGGUUAGUGUAGGUGUACCCAAAACACUGGAAUUGGACGUUAUAAAUGAGUCAGUGGUGCAUGUCUGCGGAUCUCUAAAGAUAUCGUCGGAUGGUCCAGAAAUAAGUAGCAUUACGCUAAUCGACUAUGCAGUCAGUGACCCCAAGCCUGAAAUUCCGCAAUGGCCGAGGGAGUUCAACAUAGAGCCUUGUAAAGUAGACAUAUACCCCGAGACAAGGAUAUCUAUAAGGGUUACUUUGACGGCAAACUUAGUGAGAGCGAAUCAGACAUCACUUGAGUUGGAACUGGAAAAGUCUGACAGUCCACCGAUAGUUCUCCCCGUCAUGUUCAACGCUAUGGUCCCCGAGCUCACGCACGCGCCUGAAAUCAAACUGAGAGCCUGUUUCGUGGACUUUGCUUAUCAUAAUGAGAUUAUGAUAACGUCGAAUAAUAUUAGAGGAUAUUUUACUCUGGAAGAUACUCAGGACCAAACGACAUUACAAGUGAAUGUCGGGAUAAAGGAAGGCUUUAUAGAGCCGAACAGUACGAUUUGCCUACCAGUCAGUAUAAAAACUAGUGUUCUUGGGAUCCAAGAAAAUGGUGUGAGAAUGCGUUUAUUUGGUCAGUCGAAGCCUCUGGAGAUCUGCCACAUCACGGGGUGCGGAGUCCGCCCUAUCGUCACGUGCACGCCCAUGGCAUUACAUUGGGGACAAGUUAAAUUACUGACCAAAUCGCAAAAAAUUCUGACGCUCUGCAAUGAUUCUCCAGUUAAUGUGAAUUUUACUGCGACCUUGUUGAACAAAGACGGUAGGUGGCAAAUAGCUCCAGCCGAAGGCUCUGUGGAGCCUGAAUCAGAAACAGAUUUGACGUUAACUUUGUAUUUAUUUGACGCUGAUUCCUAUACCAAUAAAGCAGUAAUACAUUUAGACAAAGUUAAAGACAUUUUAGUGCCGUUAUCUGCAACUGGUAUCGGGACGAGCAUAGUAGUCAGUGAAUUACGGGACCAAAUUGUUUUAGGACGACAUUUCACAAAAAUCCCGCUUGAUGGUAAAGUUAUUAUAGAAAACUGUGGAACACGUUUGCAUGCACUCGAGUGGAGCGAACAUUAUAAAGCUCCUAAAACUAAACAACCAGCAGCAGGUUUCUUCAAUUUGGAUCCUCGGUCAUUUAAAAUUUCUGCAGGGGAAAAAUUUGAAUUGACAGUAACAGGGAUUUCUUAUAAAGUAACGACCGUCAAAGAAAUGUGGUAUUUGGUCGGCAGUGUCGAAGGGAUAAAUAAAAAAGAGUUGUUAAUGGAGUGCCAGGUUGUAGCAGAGUUUGUGGAUCCUAAAAUAGAAGUGUCUUCUACAGUUGUAGAUUUUCAAUACGACUACGGACCUUACAGCGAAUUUUAUAAGUUGACAGAUAUUAUCACAAUAAAGAAUGUCUCCAAGCUGCCUCUGGAUAUAGACAUUAGUGUUAAGCCACCAUUCGCAAUUAUUCAGAAGCAAAGCACAUACAAAAUACCACCCGACGAAGAAAAUAUGUGUUGUUGCAUUCGAUACAGGAAAUCUGAUUUAAAUCUUCAAAAUAUAUUGAACAAAAUCGGUCCUCAUCAAUCACGUACAUUUAUUGACUAUCUUACGUCGAAACCCGUGCAGCCAUUGCGAAAAGGGCCUCUGCAAUUUUUUCAAGACAUCCAUAAAAUUAAAAUGGCAUUCAAUCUCACUCAUACGGUGGAGGAGCGAUUAGAAGACCAAGAUGUAAUGAAAUUGCAGAUUCUCUUCGAUACCACCAAACACCUGAAUCUCAAGUCUAGAGUGUACUGCGAUGUUAUGAGGAUUAAGUUUAAGGGACACAAAAACAAAGAUGCUAUAAAACUAGUCGGAAAAAUAAACUUCCCAAAUAUAUUUGUUUUAUCUCCCCGAGUAGAUUUUCAGUGCAUUUUAAAUGGAAGUAUACAAAGCAAACAAAUAAAAAUUCAAAAUGCGACACCACUUAUGGUUUGUUACAGAUUUCAUUGGAAAAAAUGUUUGAUUACAAAUAUUCCUGUGACACUUCCUAGUAUUACCGGGGAUUACACGUGUAACCGGAUCGGCCAACCGAUGCCUACCGACGUCACAGCGACAACUGGAAGUUGUUUGCAGGAUUCGCAAAGUCCACUCGGGUCACAAGAUAACAAAGAAAGCGGCAAUAAAGAGUCAGUGCUGAAUGAUAUCGCAAUGACUGCCACUGAUGUAGAUUUGAACGUAGAUAGUAACAAUUUGAGAGAUCGUCUGAUAAGAAAGAUAGCCCCCAUGAUAGACGGUGACUAUGACACUGAAUUUGAAUGGAUAUACAAGUUUGCCAGACUCACCAAGUCUAAUAACAAAAUUAAUAUAAAUGACGUACUGCAACUGGUGUCGCACCGAGGAAUGCUCAAGCCCGGGGAAACUCAGUACGUGCACGUGAUAUUCAGACCCAAGUUUAACAUCAACGUCCGCGCGCUGCUCGAGUGCGAAGUGUUGGGCGGGCCUCCGGAGACGAUCAUAAUUACCGGACAGAGCUCUGAUUUAAUGUAUGAAAUAAAUACUGAAACGAUUAAUUUCAAAAUAAGGUCUUUUCAUGAAAAUGCUAUUGAGCAGUUAAAAAUAUCUAAUAUAGCGCAACUCAAUUUUGAAUAUAAAACAUAUCUAAAUGAACCUAAGUUUGACAAUGAAUUAGAAGCCACAAUUCUUGAACUACAACCUUCCGAGAAAUCAUUAGAACCAGAGGAACAAGCGGAAAUGAAAAUUGUUAUGAGGCCUGGUGUUGUGGGUUAUUUUCGUAGAGUUUUCUUAUUAGAAAUUGGUCAUCUACCCCAUAUUCCUAUUGAAGUAUUCGGUUGGGGUGUUAUACCUCAAAUAUAUUUGACGUUACAUAAGCCGCAUACCAUAGAAGAACGGAAUCCAGAAAUCGGAUAUAGGGCCAUUCCAAGUUUGACGCAGCAAUAUUUGGCAGCACUCAGUGACAUUUUCAGUAAAGGCAAAGAGGAACACUUGAACUCACCUUUGACUGAAAAAUGUUUUGAAGAUCCUGAUUUUCAUGGAGACUGGCAUAUUUGUUCGUCUUGGGAUGGCUAUCCUUCCAUAAUGGACAUUGACUUGGCUAUAGAAAGACUAUUGGUGAUAGAACAUAUAAGGCAACGUCCGGAAAUAUUGGCCGCUUACUUUACGAGUUCGAAAAUGGGACCUAUUUCGGGGUUUUGCACUGCGCCCUACGUCAUCGAUUACGGCGUGGUCAUUACUGGAAGCACUGUGCAGUGUACAGCUGAGGUGAUCAAUUACGGACCGAUUGCGACGAAGAUGCAUUUCGCAAAAGGAACUAGUGUACCGCAAUGGUUGUCUAUGAAACUAUGUGGAAAGCUGGCUCCUGGGGAGACUGGAAAAUUAGAAGUUACGUUUACGCCCACAUCAGCUGAUUUCACUGAACUGGAGCAAAAUGUGGAAACAGCUUUUAACCUUGAGGUGCCAUACGGAGUAACAAUUCCAAUACAAAUCAAAGCGCUUUGCGCAGUACCGUACUUGGUAUCAAAUUCGACGUGCAUUGAUUUUGGAUCGGUGCGAUGUGGCGAUAAAAUUAUUAGUUCGAUUCCAUUAAAAAAUGUGGGUAGGCCUACAUGCAUUUGGUAUGUCACUUUGAGGCUGAAGGCACCGGGAGUUAUUCCCAUGGUGGUGCUCGACAGUUCAGGGAAAUACGAGCCUGGUGAAGGCGGCUGGCUCAGCGUUGCUUUCAAACCCACUAUGGAGAUGAUGUAUGAAGGCAUGCUGAUAUUCAGAUUUCACAUGAACCCCAAUAAAAUGACGAUCCCAGUGACUGGGCAAGGCAUAGUGCCCCACGUGCACGUCAUAGGGCCGAACGUGAACUUCCCACCGACAUUGCCGUGGGCUGAAAAAACUGACAUUUACUUCGGUCUUACGAAUCCUUGUCCGUUUCCCAUAGAGCUGAUAAUAGCUCAUACUGAUGACAAGUGGAAAGAAGAAGAUGAAAUAUUCCAACUUCUCUAUAAAUACUACAAUAAGCCAGAAGAAAUGUUGGUUCCAGCGGUUAAGCCGGGAGUAGGGCUGCCACGAGAAAUUGUCAACUUUUACCGUAACUUCAUCGAUCAAGUCAAAAAGACAAAAGAGGAUGAACUAGCGUUGAGCAAUAAAGUGAUUACGACUAAAGCUUCCACUUCGGCAAAGAAAAGUAAAAGCCCAAAGUCAAGUCAAAAAUCUCAGAUUCAGCCGAAAGAAACACCGCCUAUAAAGGUCCGAACUGAGGCUGAAAUUAUUGCUGACGAAAUCAGAGAUAUGAAAGAGAGGCGCGUUGAUCCGUUGCAGGCAUGCUUACAUGUUUUCGAUACCAACACAUCUGAUACGCCUAGCGAAAAACAAUCAAAAGGCAUUCUCAUAUUUUUUCAUGGGUCCCCGUGUGAAGAAAUGCAAUGUCAAGAAAUGGCGUAUACAGUGGGCAAACAUCUCGAUAUACCUACAAUAAAUGUGGAUCUGUGUAUAGUUCAAGCAUUAUGUGAAACUGACACUCCGGCUAAAGAUAUACUUGUGACUGCUAUUCAGGAAAAUUACGAGAUCAUGAAAAGGAACAUGAGAAACGACUCGACUCCUAAUGACGAACACGAUGAAGAUGAUUUCGACGAGUUACAAGAUGAGUUCGAAAUUCUUUUAAAGAAAAUUCAAUGUCUGGCCAACACGAAAAACGUGGCCACUCCUCGUUCGAGAGCCAGCGAUAAGAAGAAAAAGCGCUCGCCCACUUCAUCAGUCGCUUCUCAUACUGUUUUGGGAGCUAUGGGAUCAACAACUUUGUUUCAGAUGGACUUGGUGGAAGAGCUUCUUUCUGAGUUAUUCCUUCAGCCGAAGUUCCACCGUGGUUUCGUGGUAGACUCGCUAACAAGCAUGGUGAUGAAGAAUCCACAGUUAGUGCUGACCACGCUGAUAAGGUGCAAACGUAGCAUUAAGAACUUGCACCUCGUACUGUGUCAUUCAGACUUCGCUAAAUGGUCACAAGCACAUGACGAAGCCCAACGUGAAGCUGAUAUCUUGUUUGACGAGACGCGUUCAAAAGUCUAUGAUGAGACUGAAAUACAAAGUAUUGUAGAAUCGUUUGACAAGAUGGACGCCCAAGAGUAUGAUAUGUCAUCACCAGAGUUAAAGGCCUUGUACAUUACUUACGGAUUAGACAGUAGAAGAAAAAAAUAUUUAGAAAAAGCGGGCUUGGAUUUCAGGCCAUCAACGGAAAAUAGUAAGAAAGAAAAAUCUGGUAGAGGCGAAACACGAAGUUCACAUUCGUUAGCAGCAGAUCCAGCUGAGUCUAAGAAAAAAAUGAAGAAAGAUGAUCCCAAAGUCAAGCAAACAACUGAACAUGCUGCAAUGAAUGCGAAAUACAACGAAUACAAUAAGAUUACCUACGAGCAACUUAUAAAUAUCGCAAAUAAUUGGAUCAUAGACGACGCUGAUGUGGGCACGCCUUUAUUAGCCUUUAACGGACAAGUGGUAGGAGUAGCUCAAAAGAAACUGAAGAAAAAAUCUGAAGUGCAACUGCAGGUAUCAGAAGCCAAUUUCGCCGAGAGAGGAUUCCCGUUGACAUUAAUAAUGUGUCCGUGUUUGCACUACAAGCAAGCUCUGGCCAGAAUGUUUUCGCACUCCACCAUCGUCAGAGAAGCUUUAACUGAGGAAGAGCCAUGUGAUCUACUUAAAUGUCCUGUAAAUAGAAAAGAAUAUACUGUCUUAUUACCCAAAACUUUUCCAACAAUACAUCAUGAGCCACCGCUUAAAUGGUGGUAUUUAGACGAAGCUCCGAUAAAAAAGUGCGAAUGUAAUCAAUUGACAGAUCUGAAUUUGUUGGAUGACUCCAAUCAAGAUAAUGUGUUAAAUAUUCUUUCGAAGUGGCAUUGCACUUGUGGCAAAAAGGUAACUUCUUCUCAAACAUCGACGAGUGACAUUCCAUCAACAUCUGUAGAGAAAAUGCACGAGGAAAAUGAAGACGUCCACGACACACGGCCUCUUCCGUUAACCAGCGUCAAACCUAUUGAGUCUCCCGGAGGACGUUUAGUACUGCAACCUGGAGAUCUCGUGAGAUGCAAAUACUCUUUUAGCCCGCAGGAAGAAGGAAACUAUAGCGUCAAACGAUUUGUUGAAGUCAGUGGGUGGCCUGAGUCGAGAACUGAUAUUAACGUUAACGGCAUCUGUGAUUUACCCAGAUUGGAUAGCCGCCCUAAAAAGAUGUUUGAAAAUUUUGUAAGAAGAACUCAAGAGAACAACGUAUACAAAAUCACAUAUUUGGAUGAUCUAAAAGUUUUUGAAUUUGGGCCGAUAUUUGUGGGAUCGAAUAGAAUCUAUGAGGAAGAUUACAAGAUUGAUUUAAAAAAUUCUUCACUAGUUACUGCAGAUGUUGUGAUUGAGUUUUUAGAAGACACGACAACAUUUCAAAUAGACAAAACUUUUAUGAAGUUGGAACCCGGUUGUCGAGACAAGCUGACAAUUUCCGCGGCUCCUGCAGAAGUGGGUGUACACAGGAGCGUAUUAUUAUUCUGUGUCAAGGAUAAUCCUGAAAUAGUAAUGGUGAACAUCGCUUGUAGCGGAGUUUAUCCGAUCGUGGAAAUACUACCGCUGACUAAGAUGAUUGAGUAUGGAAAGCUUUUACUAUACCGCCGAGAAGAUGAUAGAUUUAUUGUGAAGAACGAUUCGAUCCUUCCAAUAAUGUGGAAGAUACGCAACGCUAGUGAAUUUGUGGAAGACUUUAUAAUAUCGCAGACUUCUGGCAUUGUUCUGAGACAAGACAAUCAGGUCGUGCCUAUUACAUACAUAGCUUGCCGAGUUGGAGUUAUUGUUCAAAAAAUUUUGUCGAUCGACAUCUAUGACGCAGAAGGUCGCGGGGAUCCGAUGCUGGUUGACAAUUUGUCACUAUCAGCGGAGUGCUAUGACGUCAUGGUUGAAUGUGCGCACGAGAACCCAAGCGAGAACUACCUCAAUUAUGGCAACGUCAAAGUUAAUUCCACAGUUAUACGGGAAAUGUACUUGCUUAAUCGAGGAAAAUAUAAUAUUUUCUACAAGUUGAAAAAGGUGAAAAACUUCCCCGAACCCUCUCUCUUGCGGUCUUUCGAAGCUAUCCCAGAGUGCGGCAUGGUUCCUGCGACCCUCAAGCUGAUAGCCAUCGAGUUCGAGUGCACGCCCACCACGUCGAUGAACCUGGUGAACGUGCCCGCGUACACGUGCUCGCUGCUGGACGGCAGCAAGGACCAGGUCGUCGUGGCCAAGUUCCCAGUCUGCGUCACCAUUGCUUCCUUUUAUAAUACUUUUACCCUAUUCCCGCUGGGUGAAUUAAACUUCCACAUAAUACCAGUCGGUACAGGUAUAAUGAGGGAUGUUAUCCUGAACAAUACAAGCAAAUGUCCAGUAACCUAUGAGAUAGUUCUACCGGCUGCUUACAAAGUGGACCCUGCACUCCCUCCACCCGUCCCGAAAGGCAAAGAUAACAAGAUUAGAAAUCCUCCACUUAAAUGUGGCAAUUUCCUCAUCAUGAACGAAGACAACCUACUUCCUCCUGGAACAAGUCGGACCAUACAGAUUCAAUUUUUCGCGACAGCAGCGAAGAAGUUUGAGGAAACCAUCAAUUUUGUCAUAAGCGACACAUGCCCGGCGGAGGCUCAGGGCGUGCCUCUUAGACUAGUCGGUACAGGGGCUAUGCCCACCCUAGACCUGUGGAAUAUUGAGACAACCUUUAGAGAACAUUUAAUUGUUAAAAAUUUAUCUGAGUACAAAGUUCCAGAGUCGUCACCACAUUGUGUUUUUGCGGAGAAUUCAGUGACUCUGCAUUUUUUCGGCGUCACAGUCAAUUCGAGUCAUACGGGUGCAAUAGAUCUUUAUAACAAUGGACUUGUUGCAUGUGCACUUACUAUGAAACUUCAUCCUCAAACAAAUUCAGCGCCUGGUAUUUUCUCACUGGAUAAGUUCGAGACUCAUAUAGAACCUUUGCUGCACAAGAAUUUAGGAAUAAUUUUCACUCCGAAGGCACUGCAGGAGUAUCGUGCAGUAUUGGAAAUCAAAUUAAAAUUACUUGAUAAUCAAGAGCAGUCAUUCAAGAUAUGUCUGAUCGGGGAAGGCGUUAUACCUAGAAUAGCGUUGGUAUCACCUCGGCUGAAGCACCAGAGGGUUGCUUCGCUACAAUUCCCGGUCACAUGUCUAGGAUCCGUCAGCCACAAAGCUAUUCGCUUUAAAAAUAUUAGCUCUGUAAACAGCGUGGUCGUUUUAGACGUUUUACAAUCGAUGGAUGAAGUAAGACCCAUAUUCUGGUUGUGUGCUGCACCCGAAACUGAACAUAUGGUCUUACUUGGAGAUCCUGACGACAUCAACCUUCGCAUGAAAGUUGUACUCAGACCAGCGGUAUUAGCGGUUUUAUAUAUUUAUUAUAAUCCUAUAACUAAGGGAAAAAUAAGCUGUGAUGUGAAAAUUACUAUUGAAGAAAAUCCUUACGAAUAUUUUACUGUACUAUGUGAAGGCGAAUCGUUCAUGGAAGAUGUCAUAUUGAUGGGACUUGAAAUGCUCUCCAUGGACAUCGAUCUGGAAGCGUAUAAGUUGUCUGCAGAAGGGACGGUGUCAACUGUAUCUACCGUAGAAAAGAAGAGUAAAACGGCAAGUAUAGAGAAGAAGAAAUCCAAGUCGACUGCAGGAGCGACCGAUAGCAAGAAGGCGAGGAAGGUGUCCAACGCGUCUGCGCGACACAGUGAAGCAACGAGCAUGGAGCCUUCACUCCUCAAAUACAUCCUAAAUUUUGGUGGCUGCGAAUUAUGUUCUUUACAAAGAAGAUCAGUGGUGAUGGUAAAUAAUUCUGAAAAGGUAUACAAGUUCACGUGGGCCGAAGUGGACUGCCUCGUCAUCAAACCUUCCAUGGGUUACAUAUCGCCGGGUGAAGAGAAAGAUCUAGAAAUUAUUUUCUUUUCAGCACAGCCUAUUUCGUUACGAAAGGAGUUCCUAACUUGCACGUUGAUAGCUAUUAGUGAUGAUUCCCUAACACUGGAUAUGAAGGGGACUACUUGGGACAAUCGACAGAUAGUCACCCUGUUCGAUCAUAAUACAGAUUUAAGCCUCAAUCAAAGAUGUGAGACUCUUAUAGACGAACAAACGAUUCCGCCCUCAGAUUAUUUCUUAGGAGGCAUAAAUAUGGUGAUUGUAUAUUCAGCGCAAACUGAAUACACGAAAUAUCUUACUCAGUUACCGGAAAGUAAAGCAUUGCCUGAUACGUUUAUUUAUCAGACAAGACAUUUCGACUUUACCGUAGAAAAUGUUGGUCAUGUUCCCAUGAAAAUUGUAUGGAGUUUUCAAAUAGAUGACGAAUUUCCGGCACGAAUAGACAAGCACCAAAUGAAAAGUUUCGAGUUCAAACCGGAUGAAGUUCCUGAAAUAGACCAAAGUAUUGUGGGCAAUGUGUCUACAAACAACGGGAAUGACCCAACAACAGAACCUCCGGUUGAAAAUGAGCCGAGCAACGUGACGCUGUUCAGUAACAGUCAGGGCCGAGACAGCGUCGACACUUGGUUCGAAGUAGAUUUGCCGUUCUCAAUAGAGCCUAUCAAAGAUUGCCUGAUGCCUGGUGAAAGCCGUGACUUCAGGGUGACAUUUUCGCCCCUUGACGCAUUUGAUUUCAAAGUGAGACUGAAAAGUUCUAUAGAUAAUUUAGAUCCAUACGAUCAGAAUAUAUCGUGCAAGCUAACAGCGCGCUCCGUAAUCCCGUACGUCCACCUGGACAUCGAAGAGAGUGACUAUUUGACAUCAGGCAGAAGGAAGAUCACGGGAGUAGCCUUGCCUCCACAUAUGACUGUGUUGGAGUUCAAUGUUUUGGGCUCAGGAUGUUAUAAAAAAACAUUCAAUGUGAUAAACCCGACCAGUGAGGCGUACGAGUUCAUAUUCGAGAUGAUAAUGUCUGACAAGCCGGAGCUGAUCCCAGUUCACUGUAAUAUGCUGAAGGGCUACGUCGAAGGAGGCACGUCCACUGAUGUUACCUUCACGUUCUCCCCAACUGCCCCUGGGGAUUACGAAUCUCAGUGGAAAUUCCUUAUACCAGUAUACAACCUAGUAAUGAACAUAUUGGUCGUCGGCUUGGUAAGAGAACCCGAUGUCAUUUUCGUUCCAACAAUUCUUGUGAUCAGAAACUCAUUAGUCGGCUUCACGUCUACGAACGUCGUCAUGUUGAAGAAUAAUGAGACCGAAGCUCUUAAGUUUGAGUUCAAGGGUAAUUCGCUGUGCAAUGAAUCUGGCAAGACGCCCGUUAUUUGUGAACCUAAUCAAGGGAUGCUGAAACCGAGAUCAGAAACACCCAUAAACAUAAUUUAUACACCAAUCCAAGAUGGCCCAUUGUCGUUUAAAAUAUUUUGCAACAUUACCUAUUUGACCAAGUAUCUAACUCUUUGCGUGAAUGCGCUGAGCUUCUCAAUUAAACCCAAAGUGACUUACUAUUUGAUUGGUAAUGAGCAUAUACUGAACAGCGAAGCUAUUACUAAUAUACACUUAGAUCAGACUGCAUCAACAUACGAGAGAACAAUACCGUUUACUAUAAGGAACGAUGGUUCAGCAACGUUUUUCUUCGAGUGGAACUACAACGGGUCCAAUGUUAAGAAAUACAUGCAGCUGAGCGUGGAGCCCAAGAGUGGGCACGUCACGCCUGGAGGCGAACUGGAGUGCACUCUGUACUUUACCGUCAAGCAAGUGCCGGUGCAGGCAUUCCCUGUCACACUAUCGAUUUCAGAUGGUCCUGAGUACAGCAUUUUCAUUCACGCAGAAAUUGAGAAACCUUUGUAUCACUUCUCAUGCAUGAACUUUGACUUCGGAAAAUGUUUUAUUCAUGCUCCGGAUACCACAUAUAAGAGGAAUAUUGCAUUUACUAACGAUGAUAAAGUUCCAAUAAUAGUAGACUUAAACUUUGCAAAUCAGCCGGAACUAUUCGUAGAUUAUGAGAAAGUAUCGAGUGUGAAGCCAGGAAGGCGUCUGAAAAUAGCUAUCUACUUCAGGCCAAAGCAGGUCAAAGAAUAUGAAUUCACUUUGCAAUUUUGGGUGAACUCUCUUUGCGAAGAAAAUAUAGUUAUCAAAGGAGAAGGUAUUCCUCUCCUAUUCGAUCUUUACGAAGGCUGUCAAAAGAGUUUUGACUUGGGCCACGUGAAAGUCGGGGAAAAAUUAGUUCGCACAAUAGAAGUGAUGAACCAUAGUAAAAUACCAAUAGAAGCCUCUUACAUAUUUAGAGAAAUGUAUCCCAUGGUUGAUGAUACGACUAAGUCAGACGCUACCAGUGUUUGUUUAAGUCCAGGGACUUCACAUAUGCCUUCCAAUGUAGGGCCAUCGAGAGUGCAAAUGUUGCAAACAUACAAAAACGAUAAAAUUCGAAACCAAAUCGCUAUGGAUAUUCAGAACGCACUGUCUUCAUUGAAAGUCAUACCAAAUAAGUGCACGAUAAGCCCAUACAGAAAGGUUCCAUUAAAAAUACAAUUCAAGCCAGUCGGCAUGAUAAGCACGCUCAACGUUCAGUUAAAUAUGAAAGUGUUCCACUUUGAGCGGCCUCUAGUGCGUCUAAGCGGCUGCGCCACAGGAAUGAGCCUGGCCUUCAGUCAGAACUCGCUGCAGUUUGGCCGCGUGCGCAAGCGUGGGUGCAAGAUUCUAAAAGUAAUGCUACUGAACAAGGGGGAUUUUGGCGCCAGAUUUUGGUGGCAACCAUUGAUAUCGGAUGAAUUUACGAUAUCUCCGCAGUACGGCACGAUUGCCGCGCACACCAAUGUGACAUUUACCAUUACUUUCAGACCUAAAAAUCACAACCCCUUCAUUAAAGUAUGGGCAAGUUGUAACAUAGAAAACUAUACGCCCCUCGAACUAGCCCUAUACGCAUCUUGCGUCGACAUGGGGAAUGUUCAGAACAAAACUCUGUACUUGGAAUGCCCUGUCCGAGACAUAAGCACAGGCUACAUUACCGUCACUAACCCAACUGACGAUUUAUGGCUGAUUCUCUCUGAAGUAUCAGGUGGGCCGUUCGAAACUUGGAAAGAAUUCCACAUGGAGCCCAAUUCUACGUUAGAUAUUCCAAUCAAUUUUAAACCAAAAACUAUUGGAAAGCAUGAAAGUCAAGUCUUGUUUUCACCUCUGGGUGAAAGCGCGUUAUUUGUGUCAUUAAUUGGAGUUGCCGCUCAUCCUAACCCUAAUGGCACCAUCAAUAUAAAAGUUCCCGCCAAAGAUGUGCACGUUGAACCAUUGCCUGUGUAUAAUAUUUCUGAGUUCCCGGAAUCUUAUAUAGUAUCUACAGAGGUAGAGAGAAUAAGUCCUGACAGAUUCGAAGGCCACUAUGAAAUCAAGUGCCCAGAAACUAUCAAGACGUGGGGCGAGGCGACUGCCACGUGCCGAUGGACCUACGUAUGUUACGAGGAGUGCGAUAUGACACUUAAAGUGAUGUUCACAAACGAAGAGAGUCGCGAGUACCAAUACUAUAUCAUCAACGUGGCUGUGACGCCGAGUCACAUAGUAGACACUUUGACUUUCGUAUCACGUGCGCGUGAGAUGGCACAAAAUGAACUGAUCGUCAAAAAUCCGCUGGGAGAUGACGCUGAAUUCUUCAUCAGUUGUGAAAAGCUGCAGUGUCCCGACACUUUGAAAAUCAACAGGAAAUCUGAGGCAGUACUGACAAUGACAUAUUCGCCUUUAGUGGUUGGCGAAACUGAAGACUAUUUGGAGGUUUCAAAUGAUUUAGUCGGCACUUUUGUCUACAAAAUAAUACUAAAAUGUCUACCUGCAAAGGAGAAAAACCUUGAAUACACCGCUUCACUGGGAACUAAUAUGCCAAUCCGUCUCAGGGUGCAUAACAAGACUGAUUCCAGGGCUGAGUUUGAGUGCACGGUAUCUCACCCAUCUAUACAAGCUGAUGAACGUUACACACUGAGUGCACAAGAGAAAGGGAAGUUUUUGGUAUGGUUCGAGCCAACUGAGCUUGGCGUACAAACCAGUAGAAUUUCUUUCAAUUCAGUUGAUGCUGGUGAAUUUGUAUACAUUAUAAAAGGAACUGGAACAGAACCGAAACCUAAAGGGCCUUACGAAAUUAGAGCUGGGGGAUCCAUAAUUAUAAAGUUUAAAAACGUUUUCGAUGAUACGAGAAUGUUUAAAAUAUAUGUUGACAAUGAUGAAUUUUAUGUGAAGACUUUGUAUGAACCAAUUCGACCUAAAAAGGAUCUCAAGAUUCAAGUAUCCUUGGUAGAAAGACCAGUAACAGGGUGGACUGAAAUGCCCACUGGCGCUCUCACUGUUGAAAACUGCGAGCCACCAAACCCAAAGGUUCAUUGGACUUACUUCUUGCAAGGAAUACCUUGAUGCCUGCUGUGAUCUGUAUUAUUCUUAUCUUCAAUAUUAUUAUUAGAUUUUUAUCAUAACUCAAAUAUAGCUAUUAAAUGGUUUUUUAACUAUUAUUCUAUAGUAAACACAGGUUUAGUAAGACAAUUUUUUGAUCAAAUGAUGGAUUUAUUACCAGUCACUUACACUAAAUUCUUGGACAAUAUCUUCUUUAUCGUCGGCAAUAUCGUCGUCAACUUCCAUUGCUUUCUUCUUAGCUGGCUUCUUCUUUUCUUUUUUCUUCUUUACUGAUUUUGCCUUUGGAGCCGGCGUGUCGUCAUCAUCAUCUCCUAGUUUAAAGUGAUCAUCCUCACCUUCAUCGUCAGAUGGGAACAGUUCCACCGGGCCCUUAUCCUCCGGUUGCGCGUUUUGUGCCGCGUCCUCAGACAGCUUAGCCCGUUUAAUCUUAGGCAACUCACCAGCAAUCUCAUCAUUCUUAGUAAUCUUCUUACGUUUUUGUAUCUUGUUGAUUUUACUCCAGUUCUCGAAGAAUGUUUGCAAAGGAGUUCCUUUCGUCUUUAUACUAGUUUCCCAGGCUGCUAACAUCUUCUCAUCAGUCAAAGAGAAACUAAUCUUGGCUCUCUCUCGUUCUAUAAAUUUAGAGUUCUCCUCAAUUUUAUCCACUAAUUGCCUCAUUUUUUUCGUGUAGUUUGAUACUGAACAA